Centropristis striata (black sea bass) is the source of this 1989-nucleotide messenger RNA. RefSeq names its product cytidine and dCMP deaminase domain containing 1 (gene cdadc1). Gene Ontology annotation, biological process: dTMP biosynthetic process; dUMP biosynthetic process. Gene Ontology annotation, molecular function: dCMP deaminase activity; zinc ion binding. The transcript is spliced from 11 exons. Lineage: Eukaryota; Metazoa; Chordata; Actinopteri; Perciformes; Serranidae. The record is from RefSeq and is a predicted model, not a curated record. Bases 39 to 1580 code for a protein of 513 amino acids. Gene Ontology annotation, cellular component: cytoplasm.
GCCAGUACCAGAUAUUAUUUGGCCUGCUGACGGACUAAAUGGAAGGCAGCGAGAUAAGGAACCGAGCCGAUCCGGGCCAGUCCAGGCCGGGUCGGGAUACGAGGGACAGCAGCACCCAGACUGACUGCAGACUGCAAGGUCAUGGCCCCAGGCUAUCCAAGGUAAACCUGUUCACCUUGUUGAGUCUGUGGAUGGAGCUGUUUCCACCGGAGCAACCUGAAGAGGAUGAGCACAGUGAGAUCCGUGGGAUGGGUCUGGUGGUGGUCCGGGACAGUAAGGUGGUGGGUCUCCACUGUUCGGGACCUGAGCUUCACGCGGGACAAGCAGCCAUCAUCCAGCACGGCGCCGGCCUGGCUGACACACAGCUCUACUUCUCCAGGAGACCCUGCGCCACCUGCCUCAAGAUGAUCAUCAACGCUGGAGUCAGUCAGAUUUCCUUCUGGCCCGGAGACCCCGAGGUCAGCAUGCUGAGGUCCCCCUCUACAAACCACUCCAGCUCCCACAGUCCAGCUGAUUGCAUCUCAGAGGAGGCCACGCUGGACGCCAUGGCAACAGAGAAGCUGAAAUCCAACAGCCGCCCUCACAUCUGCGUGCUGCUGCAGCCGCUAGCUCCUGGCCUGGCGCAGUUUGUCGACGAGACGUCCAGAGAGUGUGAUUUCAUGGAGAAAAUGGUUGAAGAUGACCCGGGGCUGAACACAGAGGACCUCUACAACAGAGAGCGGACGAGACACCUGAAGGAUUUUUCCAGACAGCUCCUGGUGAGGACGUCUCAGCAGCACAGGGAGGUUCUGACCCACAUGGGUCUGGAGGACUUCUGCGUGGAGCCGUACUUCUCCAACCUGAGACACAACAUGAGGGAGCUGGUGGAGGUCCUGGCUGCCGUGGCUGCCGGCGUGCCGCAGCAACACUACGGCUUCUACAGUGAACCAUCAUCAGCCAAGUCCUCCCUGCCUCCUCGCCACGACGGGCUACCACAGGAAGUGGCUCGCCAUUGCACCAUCCAGGCCAGGCUGCUGGCUUAUAGAACAGAGGAUCCCAAAGUGGGCGUGGGUGCUGUCAUCUGGGCCAAAGGACCGGCGGCUGGCAGUGUUGGAACAGGGAGUCUGUCCCUGGUGGGUUGCGGGUACAACGCCUAUCCAGCAGGCUCACAGUACGCAGAAUACCCCCAGAUGGACGACAAACAGGAGGACCGACAGAGACGCAAAUACAGAUAUAUUGUCCACGCGGAGCAGAACGCCCUCACCUUCAGAACUCGACACAUCAAACCGGACGAGUCCACCAUGCUGUUUGUCACUAAAUGUCCCUGUGACGAGUGCGUCCCUCUGAUCAAAGGAGCCGGCAUCACACACAUAUACACCACGGACCAGGACAGGGACAGGGACAAGGGGGACAUCUCCUACCUGAGGUUCAGCAGCGUGAAAAACAUCAGCAAGUUCAUAUGGCAGAGAAGCCCUUCAGUGUCCUCCCCUCACCACGCCAAUGGUUUUGUCGGGAAGCACAGCAGGCAGGCUGAGCAGGAGAGCCACAGUAGCAAAAAGCUUUGCACCAACAGAUCCCAAACUUCCCCUCCUGUCAGCUAAAGGACGGACAGAUAAAUGGAAAUACCAAAAACUGCAGAAUCAAGUUUUUAUAUAUAUUUUAUCUCCUUCCCGUGCAGCAGAUUUGAAGUUUUAUGUCUGCAGCAACACGGUGAGAAUGUGAAGAUCAGAUCUGCGCUGCACUUCAUUUUACGUUAUUUAUUUGCUCCUUCGUGCAGAAAUGAGAUUGUUUACCUGAUUAUGUUGUCAGUUUGUAUGUAUGUAAUCAUUGACAUGUUUCAUGUGUCCUUCUACUGCUGCAUGUUUACGUUUUAAACAAUUAUUUUCCCUCUAAAAAUCUAUAUUCUAACUACCAGAGGCCAUUGUGUCCGUUAAGGCUCCGAUUUAAGGAAUUAGAGCACAUAAAGCACUUGAUCUGAAACUUAUUGGCAGUUAGUAAAAAAAACAACAA